Molecule: messenger RNA, 8565 nt
Organism: Physella acuta
Lineage: Eukaryota; Metazoa; Mollusca; Gastropoda; Physidae
Product: sushi domain-containing protein 2
Biological process (GO): cell-matrix adhesion
Source: RefSeq, a predicted model, not a curated record
GAUAACACAUGGGGGUAUUCGUCAGUCACGGAUCAACAGAGAGGCUAGGAUUAAAAGUCAGUCUUGGAGUAUACGAACCGUGUCAAGUUUUAAAAUUAUUAUCAGACGAUUCCAAAAAGGACAUUUUUUGAUUGUGACUAAUAAAAUUGCCUGUUAAUACAUUUAAACUGAAGUGAUAUCAUUAAUAGUGCUAGUGCUAUUUAACAACAGUGGAAAUUCAAGUUAUAUAUUUAUAAAAAAUUAAUUCAUAAUUUCAUAAUGCAGGAUUACAUAAAGUGUUGUUCAUUCAUGGAUACCUGGCUGACUGGAUUGGCACUGAAAGUUGGAUUAAUGCGGCUUUUAAAUUCACAUUUUUGUUGAAGAAUGGAUAUAUGUUGAGCAUAAAGUAUUGUGGCUUCAGAAAUUAAAAAUUAUUUGGAAUUUCUCAUCAAAGUUUGAUGAAACAUAGGACUAUGGUUGGCUGAUUUUUCUUUUACACCAGUAAAACAGCUCCCAUCAUUCUCUUGUGAUUUGGGACAUGCAUUUAUGCCAGUCCUCCAUAUAUCACGCCUUGACGUCACCUUGUGAGUCGUGUCCUUCCGGUUUGUCGCCACCAUCAGCACAUCUAGUACCACUGUGCAGGGCAUUUUCAAAACUGACUGCGAGCAACGACCCAACAUCACUCGGUCCUUUGACCACGAAGCAUCCGACAUGAGUCCCCCAAAUUGUAAUCCAGACCCUCUCAGCUCUAAUCACCUUCAGUCGCAGCUAUCAGAUUGCUUUAAACACAAUACAACACCUUAUCCCUUGAUGCCCGCUGAAUAUAAUGUGUGCAUGUCUAGGGUCUACCCAUUUAGUCACUCCACAAGCUGCCACAAGUGCGCCUCUACAGAUUUUCAUUCGCUUGUUUGCCCUGAGCCUGUGCACGUUGUUGGUCAAGAGUCCAUGCCUGGCGGUGUGUGUGGAUGUGUCCAAAUUCUUUCCUUUUGGAGCAGCAGUAGGUGACAGAAUGACGCCUAGGACAGACGAUGGGAGCUCUGGCGCCAUCAACCUCACUGUUCAUUUCCCAUUCUUCGGCUGGUCGCAUGAUAAGCUUUAUGUAAAUAACAAUGGUGUGGUUUCGUUCAAGAAGGAGCUUGUUGAUUUCAAACCUUUGAGGUUUCCUCUGGAAGAUGAGACGCCCCUUAUUGCUCCCUUCUGGGCUGAUGUUGACAUCUCUCCUGAUGGAGACAAUGGCACUGUUUGGUAUAGGGAGUCCAAGGAUCCAGAAAUUUUAGCCAAGGCCACUCAAGAAAUAAGGCAGUACCACUCAGCCUUCAAAAAUUUUCGAGCUUUUUGGGUAUUUAUUGCUACAUGGGAGGAGGUUGGAUUUUUUGGGGCAGAAAGUCUAGGUCGUUUAAAGAGAAACACAUUCCAGGCUGUCCUUGUUCUUGAUGCGACUGGCCGGCAGUCUUUUAUUAUCCUGAACUAUGCCAAGAUUGAAUGGACGACAGGAUCCAACAGUGGGGCAGACGUACAUAUUGGCCUUGGCGGGAUCCCCGCCCAGGCUGGCUUCAACGCUGGGGACAGGACCAACUUCUAUGAGAUAGAUGGUGCCAACACUGAGGCUGUCAUCAACCUGACAGAAACAUCAAACCUGGGCAUCCCAGGGAAGUGGAUCUUCCGCAUUGACUCCAGUCAUAUAGAAACUGGUUGUUCUCUCUCAACAUCAGGCGAGGUGUACCCACAGCCAGCGUACAGUUCAAUGCUGGGUGGGGUGACCAUUGGCAUCUCAGGACCUUGUCUUAACUCCACGUCUGACAUCCAAGGUCAGCUCCAGCAGCUGGGGCAAGAUCUCUGUUGUUAUGUUGAGGGUGAGCAGGCCAGGUGCAUCCUUCCACCUGUCUUUGACACAGGUGUACUCACCAUCUUGCUGAACGUGGAUGGAAGGGGAUGGAAUUAUUCAGGCAAAUUUGAAAUCAAAAAUGUCAUGGAUGUACCAGCAGAAAUCACAAGAAAGAACCCUGAAGACUGGAGAACAGGGGUGAAGGUUUCUGUCAAUUGGUCAGAGCCUUACUUCAACGCCAGCGAGUACCUCAUUGAAAUCUUAGUUUUUAAAAAUGACAAUGCAUCAUUGAUAUCUGUGUACAACAAAAGUUUUGAGCCACCCAGCAGUCGAGAAUAUGAGCUAGAAAUGCCACCCAGCUCUGUGUUUUCAGGCUUCACAGUGGCUGUUGUUAGAAUAUCUGCUGCCAGUCUCUACUGCAACAACACUAGACCUGCCAUCUACUCUGAUGUUUUCCCUGUACGGUUCUCAAGGCGAGAUUCAGAGAAGCUUUGCUCUGAUUGGCUGUUGAAGCAGUCUUCAUUGCCCCCACUUGACUUGACUGGGAUUUGUCCGUGCACCCUGAGACAAGCAGAAGGAGACACCGCCCAGUUCAGCACUGAUCCAUUUUGUUACUCUUGGUCAAGCUCGCCACUCAACUGCCAGUAUAGGUCAAAGGCAGCCGUCCAGUGUAUUAGCCCAAAUCAUGUCAGUGAGUACUCCUCUACAUAUCUCUGCUGCUAUGACAAAAAGAGCAGUGAGCUGCUGAAUGCCUUUGCUGGGAAUGGUGGGGGUACUGUCCAGCUCUACAACUACCGCCAGAGGAGGACUGUUGAUGAUGACAGUAUUGUCCCCUACUUCACCUACAUGGAGAUGGAUUUAGUCCCCUAUCUGCAUUGCUGUGAUUUCUCGUCUAACCAGACCCUGUGCAAUCAAUACCUAGGCUACAGGCAGCCUGUUGGCUGUAAGGGCUAUGCACCUCCAGCUGCAGCCCAAGCAGCUGGUGACCCACACAUUGAAACCCUGGACCGUCUGAGCUACACCUUCAAUGGGGUUGGUGAAUACAUCUUGCUGAGGGUCAAGGACACGGACACUGUUGUCCAGGUGAAGGCAUCACAGGCCUUGGAUGAGAAAGGUGUAGAACAAAAUGCGACUGUGUUUACUGCGAUGGCCUUGAACUCAAGUGGUCAGAGACUAGAGAUCAGAGCAGAGAGCCUGGACCUAGUGGCUCUCUAUGUCAACACUGUGGCCUUUGAUUUAAGCACACCCAUGGCUGUCUUGGAAGGGAUGACCAUCUACAAAAAUCAGACCCAGAAUGACAGUGUGGAGUUGACCAUUGUCCUAGAACAGACGGGGUUGUCUCUCCUUGUUGAAGCAACCACUGAAAAACUGUUGAACAUCAUGGUGAUGGCUGGCUCCCAGCUUAAAGGUAAACUGGAGGGACUGCUGGGAAACUUCAAUGGCGACCCAGCGGAUGAUCUGAUGGCCAGUGAUGGUAGACUGCUCUCCCCUGAGGCAAACAUGCGAGACAUCCACUUCAACUUUGGCCUGACAUGGGAAGUGCCAGCAAAUACAAGUCUGUUUACCCGACUAGCAUCAGACAUGGAGGAGUCCAACUUAGCUGACGCUGCAACCAACCAGAGUUAUGUCCCUGUAUUUGUUGAUGAAAUAGUUCCCAGGCGCAAUGAUACAUCUGUGCUAUGUGGAAAAAAUUUGCAAUGCAUGUACGACUAUGAGUUGACAGGAAAGAAAAGUAUUGCAAUGUCAACUCUGAAGUUUAAUGAGAGAUAUGAAGAAAGAUUGAAAGAAAUAGAACCAGUUACCCGAUGUGACUAUGUUCCUGGAGUAGAAAAUGGCAAUUUUAACAUAAGUGGCCAGAAGGUCAACGACACCGUUGUUGUGGAGUGUGACGAGGGUUUUGUCGUAAAUGGGACAGUAACAGUUCUCAAGUGUCUGCCCAAUGGACAGUGGAGCAGCUCACUUCCUUCUUGCUACAGAGUUCCAAUAAAAGCAGAAGAAACAUUUCCUUUGAUUUAUAUUGCUGUUGGAGCUGCUUCUGGGGGCUUUGUUCUAGUCGUGUUGGUGGUGUUUGCUGUACGGCUCACGUGGGGGCGCAACAAACCAAAGCCAGGGAAAGAUAACCAGACAGAUCAAAGCUCUGAUUGUGGACACAGUAUAGAGCUGCCAACCAUUUUCCCCAUAUCUGACAUUCCGUCUCCUGUAUUUGAGAACCCGCUAUUUUUGUCAAGCCUACAGAAACUGAGUGAAAAAGGAAGCUUCCACAUACCAAGGCCAACUUAUGUAGACCCAAAUAUAUACUCGGAGUACUUUUAAAAGACACUAGUGUUGGGUUACACUGACUUGAUAGAAUCAGCUAACACUUCCAACCUCAAUUGUCAACCAGUGUCACCAAGCCCUCUCCAUACCUUUGUACAACAGCUGACAUCAAACCCUCUAUACAACAGCUGAAAAGUCAACAAACCCUCUAUACAACAGCUGACAAGUCAACAAACCCUCUAUACAUCUGACAAGUCAACAAACCCUAUAUACAUCAGCUGAGAAGUCAACAAACCCUCUAUACAACAGCUGACAAGUCAACAAACCCUCUAUACAUCUGACAAGUCAACAAACCCUCUAUACAACAGCUGACAAGUCAACAAACCCUCUAUACAUUUGUACAACAGCUGACAAGGAAACUGGUAGGGGAAAGAAAAGUUUACAAAGACAGAAAAAUGUGUGCCUUUACUUGAAUGCACACGAUAAAACUUCCAAGCAUUCAAAAAUAAAACAACGUAAUGGCCAUUUGGGAAGGUAAUUGUGCAAGUCAGCAGGACUGACUUACAUGGCCAACAUGAUUUACAUUUAUUAUUCUAAGCAUGCAAGAGAAUUUAUUGUUCCAGUGCCUAUUUCAUGAUUCAGGAGAAAGCAAGCACAUUAUGGCAUAUCAACAUCAUCAUCCAUCUCUGAAGUGUAUUUUAUUUUCAGUGCACCAACUCUCAGCUAAUUAACAUCACACUUAAAUGACCUUAGUGCUCUGAACUUGAGCAGACACAUCUAAGUGCUGGUCUUAAGCACGCAUUCCUUACACAAUGUAUUUGGCUCUGAUUAAAAUUAUCUCCAGUGAUGAGUGAAGAAAGUACAAAAAUUGUUUAUCUGACUUCUUGGGCGUACCACUGAGAAAUUGAGGACAGUUGAAUAUUUUGGUGGGAACAUUUGUUGUGCUUGCUCAAGCCAUACAUCAGGAAUAUCAUGAUACUGUAUCUACUUCGCAGCAAUUUCAAACAUGGAACAGUCACAUGAACUUUUAUAAAACAAAUACUUGAAUUAUGAUUCAGUCGUCAACAUAGGCCUGUAAACUCACAACAUGUUUGUUGAGCUGAGGAUUAAACCAGAAAAACAAUGCAGCAGAGUGAUGAUAAAAUCACAAUACAUGCACCCCUUGUUUGUUUAUGGAUUUCAUCCUAUGGGGAUUGAUACAGUCUCAUGUGUGAGGAUUGGUACAGUCUCAUGUGUGAGGAUUGGUACAGUCUCAUGUGUAGGGAUUGGUACAGUCUCAUGUGUGAUUAUCAAAAUACAGUAAAGACUUGUUUGAGCCAAAAAAAACAGAUCACAUGAUUGACAGAGCCAACUUUAAAACCACAGUGUCCAGUUUUGGUACAGAAAUAAUGUCUAGCACUCAGACCAAAUCUUGGACAACACAAUAUUUCUCUCUGUUGGUUGGCGUUUGUAAAUUGAAUGUAAGAAAAGAUACCUCCUUUAUAUUUAGUCAACACAUUUAAAAUUUCUGUGCAUAAUGUUUUAUUUGGAUGUUAUUCUUCAUUAAUUUUUUUAUCGCAAAAAAAAAAGAAUAUUAACAUAUUUAUUAAACAUGUUAAAAUAUGAACUAAUUAAACAUGCUAAAGUGUUAAAAAGUUAACAUUUUCAUCAUAAACAUUUGAACAUUAAAAAUAUGAAAUGAUUAACUAAACGUGUUAAAAUAUUAAUGAACGGGGGAAAAAUUGUCAGCUUUUCCAAUAUUUAUCUGCUGCUGAAAGUAUUUCUAUAUGUUUGAUACCUACCCCAAAAAACAGUCAUUCAAAUUAUGCUUGGCAAAGUUUCUAACAACUGUCCAAUCCAACUAGAAAUCUAAUCCAAUUUUUUUACUACUGGGUAUGUGCUAAUGUAGUACAAGGAAACUAGUUUCAGUUUAUAUGUCUACACAGUUGCUAAUAAAUAACAAUCAAUCUACUUCUAAAAUUGGAGAAUAGAUUUGUUUAACUUUGUAGUAUGUUGUAACACACUAUUAUACUCCAACAAGACUUAGUCAUAAUUAGUCAUUUUAUUUUUUGUACCUAUAUCUAUUUGUGAAUGUGUCCAUGUAGUUGUAUGGACUUGAGAAGGCAUGCAAAUCUUCAUAGUGUGCUUUACUAUGUAGUUAAUGAGUUAACUAAGUCUCAGAUUGGUAGCAGUUAGCAUUUUGUUGAUCACAGCACAUUUGUACUAUACAUUUGAAAAAAUCUGGCUAAAAGUUUGAGUGAAUCAGGAACAUUAAAAUGUGAGCUGAACUUUGUGCCAUAUGUCACUGUAAAUGUGCAUCAAUAAUAUAGCACACAAAUAUUUUCUAUAUAAUUAUCAUCCUUUUGUUUGAGUGUCCUCCUCUGCACAUUUAAUGAUACCUAUAUAAUGAGAUGCAUAAUUUUUUUAUACUAGUUCUACAAGUUUGAGUAUAGCAGGGCUAUCUAAUAUUGUAGAUGCUUCAACUUUAGAUAAGUUCAUUUUUGACAUUUAUUUACUCAUGUUAAAUGUAGUUGUCUUAAAAUUGAAUCAUUUUCCGACAAUACCCAAUCAAUGUCUGUAGCAUAACCCAGCUCAUUAUCUUUUGUUUCCUUUAUUUUUACCAAGAAAAAUCAGGAGCCUGUUUUUAAUGUGUGGUAGACUCCAUUAUUGUCUAUAAUUACAUUUACUGACUUUUAAUUUUUUAUGAACAGGAACAGAAUAAAUCAUUAAAAUGCUUUUUAAUUUAAAAAAUAAUUCUUAAAACUAGAUUUUUUUUAAAAUUGUGAUUUUUAAUUAACUCUUUUUACAGAAUGUUAUUUUAAUAGUCAAAUUUUUAUCAUAACAAAAUUCUUAUUUAAAAAUGUAUUCCAAAGGUGCCAUUGAAAAAAUGUUAUCAAAUGUUACUUUUAAAAUGCUUAAAUCAUCUACUUAAUGUUUUUUUUUAAAACUAUACUGCUAGUUCGCUAGUACUUUUUGUACAUUAGAAAAUAAAUAACUUCAUAAUUUUCUGUUUAGCUAGAAGUACUUGAGUAAUUAGCAAAUAAUAUCCACCAGGGACAUUAACAAUCAGCCAAUAUGUAUAAUUUAUCUAGUUUUUUCUUCUUCUAAUUUUAGUAUGGAAAUGUAUUUUGUAGCUAUUUAUAAAAUAGAGUUUUGUGUUUCUUUAAUGCUCUUUGAUGUAUGAAUAGUUUAAUCAAAAUAUGUUAACAAGUGAAUGCAUAAGUAAUAAAAGUAUAUGUGUGUGUAUAUAUAUAUAUAGAUACAUACAUAGAUAAAAGUGUGUGAUUCACAGAAUACAAGCUUCCUAUUGUUAUCAUUAUCUUCUAUCUAGUCAAACCUGUUAAUAUUACUUCUGAUCAAUUGUUUGUUUUACUUGCUACGAGAACCUGAACUCAUGUAUCUGCCAUUUUUAAACCUGUAGAUAAUGGGUUUUUAAUUUGUUGUUGUAUCAUACCUACAGAUAACCAUGAGUGUAGCAUAAUUCUAUAUUAAUUAUGUCACAGGCAGAUCGUUAUAAAUUAUUAUUUGAUCUGAGAUGAGACGUUAAUUAGCAAUAUUUUCAGGUGUUUUUCCGCAAAGUCAGUUUGUGAAAUUUCAAAUGUUUGUACCGGUGCCUUUGUAUUUUCUACAUUACAACCAUAUUUACUUAAAGCUAAUUCGAAUGCUAAUAUUUAUUUUUAAAGUUCACGUGUCUUAUGGGCGAUAUGUUUUCUGCUUACUUAUUUUUUGUUUGUUUGAAAAGUGUUUUCAAAUAACUUAAUAUUGCACUUAUUCAUUAACUUAUUUUAAACUGUAUAUUUCUUAUAAAAAUGUAUAUAGUAGUGGAUAAAUUUCAUGUAUCCCUGCCCCACUUAAAACAAGAGCCUGUCAAGCAUGGGGGGGGGGGGAGAGAGAUUCUGAACUGGUUUUUUUUGUUUAAAUAAGAUCUUUAUUCGCAUUUGUCAUGAAGUUGUCCUGUUCUUUUUUCAAUUUUGAAACUUUUUCUGUCUGACCUUGUUUACUAGAAUCAGAAUUUUUUUGUCACAUGCAUGUUUGCCUACACCUAUUUUUAUCCUCAGCAAUAACAACAUAUUCCCAACAGCAACCUGUCUACAACACCAACCUGUCCACAACACCAACCUGUCUACAACACCAAUCUGUCUACAACACCAACCUGUCUACAACACCAACCUGUCCUCAACACCAACCUGCCCCCAACACCAACCUGCCCCCAACCUGUCCCCAACACCAACCUGCCCCCAACACCAACCUGUCUACAACACCAACCUGUCUACAACACCAACCUGUCCCCAACACCAACCUGUCUACAACACCAACCUGUCCCCAACACCAACCUGUCCCCAACACCAACCUGUCUACAACACCAACCUGUCUACAACACCAACCUAUCCCCAACACCAACCUGUCUACAACACCAACCUGUCCCCAACACCAACCUGUCCCAACCUGCCCCCAACACCAACCUGUCUACAACACCAACCUGCCCCCAACACCAACCUGUCCCCAACACCAACCUGCCCCCAACA